Messenger RNA from Gossypium raimondii (Peruvian cotton), 13249 nucleotides. RefSeq lists its product as uncharacterized. NCBI's taxonomy places the organism in Eukaryota, Viridiplantae, Streptophyta, Magnoliopsida, Malvales, Malvaceae. Bases 234 to 13025 code for a protein of 4263 amino acids. The record is from RefSeq and is a predicted model, not a curated record. The transcript is spliced from 63 exons.
UAUUUCUACAUUUCUCUAUUCUCUUGGAAAGAACCGUCCGCUUCUUCUGCUGUAUACGGUGCAAUCACUCAAAAGCUUUCACCGCUCUCCGAAAACCCUAAUUCCAUCACAUACUUCCAAAUCAAAUACCCUGAAAUAUGGCUUUUAUUGGACGUUCUCCGUCAAUCUCAUUUUGAAUUACUCGAACCGAAUCAUUAAGCUGGAGUGAGUGAGGCACUCUUUCGAUCAUCGCCAUGUUUGAAGCUCAUGUUUUGCAUUUGCUUCGAAGAUAUUUGGGGGAGUAUGUUCAUGAUCUCUCAUUAGAGACUUUAAAGAUCAGUGUUUGGAAAGGUGAUGUUGUUCUCAAAGAUUUGAAAUUGAAGGCAGAGGCACUAAACUCUUUAAAUCUUCCAGUUACUGUCAAAGCUGGUUUUGUGGGCACCAUAACUCUGAAGGUUCCUUGGAAAAGUUUAGGUAAAGAACCUGUGAUAGUUCUUAUUGAUCGUGUAUUUCUUCUUGCUCACCCAGCUCUUUAUGGCCAGGCUCUUAAGGAGGAUGAUAGGGAAAAACUUUUCAAGGCUAAAAUUCAACAAAUUGAGGAGGCAGAAUCUGCAACUCUUGAAGCAAUAGCUGGGUCAAAGCUAGGAAAUCCUUCUUCUGGGAAUUCAUGGCUUGGUUCUCUGAUUGCUACAAUUAUUGGAAACCUGAAGAUAACUAUUAGCAAUGUACAUAUCAGAUAUGAGGAUUGCAUCAGCAAUCCGGGCCAUCCAUUUGCUUCUGGUGUUACACUGGCUAAGCUUGCUGCUGUUACGAUGGAUGAGCAAGGAAAUGAGACCUUUGAUACCAGUGGUGCUCUGGAUAAGUUGCGUAAGUCUUUGCAACUGGAGAGGCUUGCUAUGUAUCAUGAUUCAGAUAACCUGCCUUGGAAGAUGGAUAAGAAAUGGGAAGAUCUUAGUCCCAAAGAGUGGAUUGAGGUAUUUGAAGAUGGUAUUAAUGAACCUGCUACUGGAUGUGAAGUGGUGUCGAAAUGGGCUAUGAAUCGCAAUUACUUGGUGUCACCAAUCAAUGGAGUACUUAAGUAUCACAGGCUUGGCAAUCAAGAAAGAAAUGAUCCAAAUAUUCCUUUUGAGAAGGCUUCUCUUCUCCUAAGUGAUGUCUCCUUAACCAUCACUGAGGCACAAUAUCAUGAUUGGAUAAAACUUGUAGAAGUUAUUUCAAGAUAUAAGACAUAUGUUGAAAUUUCCCAUUUAAGACCCAUGGUGCCAGUUUCAAAGGAGUCUUAUUUCUUGUGGUGGCGAUAUGCAGCUCAGGCUGCAUUGCAGCAGAGGAAAAUGUGUAUUCGGUUCUCGUGGGAUCGAAUUUCACAUAUGUGCAAGCUUCGUCGGCGUUAUGUUCACUUGUAUGCCAGUUUGCUACAACAGUCAUCAAAUGUUGACAAGUCAGAAGUUAGAGACAUUGAGAAAGAUCUUGACUCAAAAGUAAUUCUUCUAUGGAGGUUACUUGCACAUGCAAAGGUUGAAUCUGUAAAGUCAAAGGAAGCAGCUGAACGGAGAAGGCUUAAGAAGAAAAGUUGGUACUCAUCAAUAUGGCGCACACAAUCUGAAGAUGCAUCUGAUGGGGAGGCUUUGGAUGGAUCGCAGUUAACAGAUGAAGGACUGAGUAAAGAAGAGUGGGAGGCAAUCAAUAAGUUACUCAGUUACCAGCCAGCUGAGGAUUUGAUGUCACAUUCAGGGAAGGACUUGCAAAGUAUGAUCCGGUUUAUGGCUACUGUAUCUAUUAGUCAAGCUGCUGCGAGGAUCAUCAAUAUAAAUCAGACAGAGAUUAUUUGUGGUAGAUUUGAACAACUUCAUGUGUCUGCGAAGUUUAAACAUCGCAGUACCCAUUGUGAUGUAAGGUUAAGAUUCUAUGGUUUGUCAUCCCCUGAAGGUUCGAUUGCUCAGAGUGUCUGCAGUGAGAAAAAGGUGAAUGCGUUAACUGCUAGUUUUGUCCACUCACCAGUGGGAGAGAAUGUUGAUUGGAGGUUGUCAGCUACAAUUUCCCCCUGUCAUGUUACGAUUUUGAAGGAAAGUUGUGAUCGAUUUUUUGAGUUUGUGAAGAGGAGUAAUGCAGUUAGUCCAACUGUUGCUUUGGAAACUGCCACUGCAUUGCAGACGAAGAUUGAAAAAGUAACUCGUCGAGCACAGGAGCAGCUUCAAACAGUGUUAGAGGAACAAAGCAGAUUUGCUCUGGACAUCGAUCUUGAUGCUCCAAAAGUUAGGAUUCCUCUAAGGACACGUGGUUCUUCCAAAUGUCAGAGCCAUUUUCUUUUGGAUUUUGGUCAUUUUACAUUGCAUACCAUGGAGAGUCAGUCUGAUGAACAGAGGCAGAAUAUCUAUUCUCGUGUGUACAUAUCUGGAAGGGAUAUUACUGCUUUUUUUAUAGAUUGUGGUUCUGAUUGCCAGAGCUGCACUUCUGUUGAACCGAAUUCUAGCAAUCGAUCAAUGGUGAUGUCUCCUGGGUUGGAGAAGUUCGGCAAUUUCUAUUCUCUCAUUGAUAAGUGCGGGAUGGCAGUAGUUGUUGAUCAGAUUAAAGUUCCUCGCCUAAAUUACCCGUCGACCCAUGUGUCUGUUCAAGUGCCGAAUCUUGGCAUUCACUUUUCACCAGAAAGAUACUGCAGACUUAUGGAACUGUUAGACAUAUUAUAUGUUGCUAUGGAUCCUUGUGGUCAGCCUGGUGGUGUUGAUUUCCAAGCUGGGGUGACUCCUUGGAGUGCUGCAGAUCUUGCUACUGAUGCCAAAAUCCUAGUUUGGCGGGGUAUUGGAAACUCUGUUGCUUCAUGGCAGCCCUGUUUUAUUGUGUUAUCUGGAUUCUAUCUUUAUGUCUUGGAAUCUGAAAAAUCUCAGAACUACUCGCGGUACUUGAGCAUGGCUGGAAGACAGGUGCAUGAGGUUCCAUCAACAAAUAUUGGUGGGUCUCCAUUAUGUAUUGCUGUGGGUCCUAGAGGGAUGGACACUAAGAAGGCUUUAGAGUCUUCAGGUACCUGGGUUAUUGAAUUCCGAGGGGAGGAAGAAAAGAUAACUUGGUUGAGAGGACUUAUACGAGCCACGUAUCAAGCUUCUGCUCCUCCAUCUGUUGAUAUACUUGGAGAAACAAGUGAUGGUAUAAGUGAAUCUGAUGAUCCUCAAACAAGAAAUUCAAAAGCGGCAGACCUUGUUAUUAAUGGGGCAGUUGUGGAGACAAAGUUAUACAUAUAUGGAAAGACAGGAGAGGGUGUUGCUGAGAAACUAGAAGAGCAACUUAUUCUUGAGGUUCUUGCUAGUGGUGGAAAGGUGACAAUGAUUAGUUUGGGGAGUGACCUAUUGUUGAAGACAAAGCUGCAUUCUUUGAAAAUAAAGGAUGAGCUUCAAGGUCGUCUGUCAGGCGAUCCACAGUACUUGGCCUGCUCUGUGCUGAAAAAUGACACUUCACUUCAAUCCCAUCAAAUUUGUGGUUCACAUGGAAACCAGAUGUCUGAGUUGCACCUAGAUGACGAUGAUACUUUCAAGGAUGCUCUGCCUGAAUUUAUGUCUCUGACUGAUCCUGGUGCUCUCUCACAAUAUAUGGAUAUGCAGGAUGCUUCUGGGUUUGAGUCUUCUGAAGUGUUAAAUCAUCAAAACAGUUUGUUACAAGGAAAGAGACUUUCUGGAGAGAUAUUUUAUGAAGCUCAAGGUGGUGAUGAUUUGGAUUUUGUAUGUGUUACUUUCUCAAAGAGGGGUUCUGGUUCACCUUUUUAUGAUGGCAUAGACACACAGAUGAGCAUUCGCAUGUCCAAGCUGGAGUUUUUUUGCAACAGACCAACUCUAGUUGCUUUGAUUGGGUUUGGCUUGGAUUUAGGCUCUAUGAGUUAUCCAGCAAGUGUUAUGGAUGUACAUGAAACAUUGGAUGAUAAAUCUUUGAUGAAUAAAGAAAAGGCUGAAGAAAGUGGUCGUGUUGAUGGGUUGCUGGGGCAUGGUAAAGCUCGUGUUGUAUUCUAUUUGAACAUGAAUGUUGGUAGUGUCACUGUGUUUCUUAACAAGGAGGAUGGAUCUCAGUUGGCAAUGUUUGUGCAAGAAAGUUUCCUGUUAGAUCUUAAGGUCCAUCCGGCAUCCCUUUCUAUUGAAGGUACAUUGGGAAAUUUGAGACUUCGUGAUAUGUCACUUGGAACAGAUAACUGCUUAGGUUGGUUAUGUGAUAUACGUAAUCCAGGGGUUGAAUCCCUUAUAAAGUUCAAAUUCAAUUCGUUCAGUGCUGGAGAUGAUGAUUAUGAAGGGUAUGAUUACAGCUUGUUUGGGCGACUUUCUGCCGUUCGAGUUGUUUUCCUCUAUAGGUUUAUUCAGGAGAUAACAGUUUAUUUUAUGGAGCUUGCCACCCCACAUACUGAAGAAGUAAUAAAACUUGUUGAUAAAGUUGGCGAUUUCGAGUGGUUAAUUCAGAAAUCCGAAAUUGAUGGGACUACUGCUUUGAAGCUGGAUCUCACACUUGACACUCCUAUAAUUAUAGUUCCAAGGAAUUCACUGAGCAGAGACUUCAUUCAACUUGAUGUGGGUCUGCUAAAGGUCACUAAUGAAAUAACUUGGCAUGGAUUUCCUGAAAAAGACCCUUCAGCUGUUCAUCUUGAUGUUCUUCAUGCUGAGAUUCUUGGAGUAAACAUGUACGUGGGAAUUGAUGGUUGUAUUGGUAAACCACUGAUUCGUGAAGGCCGAGGGCUCGAUGUUUAUGUUAGACGGAGUUUGAGGGAUGUUUUCAGAAAAGUCCCAUCAUUUGCUUUGGAAGUUAAGGUUGAUUUUUUGCAUGGUGUAAUGUCUGAUAAAGAAUAUGAUGUUAUUCUGAAUUGUACAACUAUGAAUUUCAAUGAAACCCCAAAUCUGCCUCCAAGUUUCCGUGGCGGCAAAUCUGGUUCUAAAGAUACAAUGAGGCUACUGGUUGAUAAGGUCAACAUGAAUAGUCAGAUGCUUCUAUCACGUAGUGUAACUACUGUGGCAGUUGAAGUCAAUUAUGCAUUGUUGGAAUUGUGUAAUGGCAUUCAUGAGGAAUCACCUUUAGCUCGUAUAGCUCUAGAAGGUCUUUGGGUAUCAUACCGAAUGACUUCAUUAUCAGAAACAGAUUUGUAUCUGACUAUUCCGACCUUUUCUGUUCUGGAUAUCCGCUCCAAUACAAAGCCUGAAAUGAGACUCAUGCUUGGAUCUUCUGCUGAUGCUUCGAAACAAGCUUCCAAUGGAAACUUUCCACAUUUAUUAAACAAGCGUAGCUCGAGCAGAGUGAAUUCUGAAGCCUGUUUUGAAAAUGUACCCAUUUCAACGAUGUUCUUAAUGGAUUACAGAUGGCGACUAUCCUCCCAAUCAUUUGUGCUUCGGGUUCAGCAGCCUCGAGUACUUGUUGUGCCGGAUUUCCUUCUUGCUUUGGGUGAGUUUUUUGUACCAGCAUUGGGGGCAAUAACUGGAAGGGAAGAAACAAUGGACCCAAAGAACGAUCCAAUAAGUAAAAAUAAUAGCAUCGUGCUUUCUGAUAGUAUUUAUAAACAGGAAGAUGAUGUUGUGCACUUGUCACCGAGUAGACAGUUGGUUGCCGAUUCCCAUGGCAUUUAUGAGUAUACGUAUGAUGGUUGUGGAAAGACUAUCAUUUUAAGUGAAGAGAAUGAUGCUAAGGAGUCUCACUCUACAAGUUUUCGUCCUAUUGUUAUCAUUGGAUGUGGUAAGAGGUUGCGAUUUGUCAACGUGAAAAUUGAGAAUGGUUCACUUUUGAGAAAGCAUACAUACUUGGGCAAUGAUAGCAGCUAUUCAGUCUCACCAGAAGAUGAUGUUGAUAUAUUGUUGAUGGAUAAUUUAAGUUCUGAUGGAGACAAGAAGAAUGUAGAUAGUAUGGAGCUAAUAAACGCUUCAAAGGCUUCUUCAGAUUUAGAAGACAACCAGAAUUCUGUGGAGAGUUUCACUUUUGAAGCUCAGGUUGUUUCUCCCGAGUUUACCUUUUUUGAUGGUACAAAGUCUUACUUGGAUGAUUCGUCUUACGGUGAAAAGCUUUUACGUGCAAAAAUGGACUUGAACUUCAUGUAUGCAUCAAAGGAGAAUGAUACCUGGAUUCGUGCUUUGGUGAAGGAUCUGACUGUUGAGGCUGGUUCUGGUCUUAUCAUUUUGGAUCCACUGGAUAUCUCUGGGGGAUAUACUUCCAUCAAAGACAAAACAAACAUGUCUUUGAUGUUAACUGAUAUUUGUAUUCAUCUUUCAUUAGGUGCAAUUUCUCUUAUACUUAACCUACUGAACCAAGCAGCUGCAGCAUUACAGUUUGGAAAUUCAAUUCCUCUAGCUCCUUGCAUCAAUUUUGACAGAAUUUGGGUGUCGCCUAAAGAAAACGGAUCUCAUAACAAUCUUACUAUUUGGAGGCCACAGGCUCCAGCAAACUAUGUUAUAUUGGGGGAUUGUGUGACAUCUAGGCCAAUUCCUCCUUCACAGGUUGUACUAGCAGUAAGUAAUACAUAUGGCCGUGUGCGGAAGCCAGUGGGUUUUAAUCUUAUUGGCUCUCUCUCUCGUGUCCUUGGAUUGGAAGGAGAGGAUGGCCAUUCUGAUGUUGACAGUGACUGUUGCCUUUGGAUGCCAGUUCCGCCCCUAGGGUAUACUUCAAUGGGUUGCAUAGCAAAUAUAGGCAAACAUCCACCACCAAAUCAUGCUGUAUAUUGCCUGCGCUCUGACCUUGUAACAUCUACAACUUAUUCAGAAUGCAUGAUGAUCAUACCAUCAAAUCAGCAUUUUGCUUCUGGAUUUAGCAUCUGGCGUUUGGACAAUGUUAUUGGAUCAUUUUCUGCCCAUUCUUCAACCACAUGCCCGUCCAGAGAAAAUAGUACUGACCUGAGUCAUCUACUACUAUGGAAUUCAGUUUUGUCCUAUGCAUCUAUUAAGGAAUCUAUUCCUGGGUUUGCUGUGGAUAAUGAUCGUGCUAGUCAGAAAAAAGGUGACCAGAGCGCUAGUUCAUCUGGAUGGAACAUUCUCAGGUCAAUAUCAAAAGCAAGUAGUUGUUAUGUGUCAACCCGUCACUUUGAGAGAAUGUGGUGGGAUGUAGGCAGUGAACAUCGUAGACCGGUGUCAAUUUGGCGGCCUAUAUCUCGCCGUGGUUAUGCCACAGUGGGUGAUUGCAUUGUGGAAGGCUUAGAACCCCCUGCUCAGGGUUUGAUCUUUAAGUCUGAUGAUCCAGAAAUCUCUGCAAAGCCGGUAAAAUUUAUAAAAGUGGCCCAAAUUACAGGGAAAGGUCUUGAUGAAGUUUUCUUCUGGUACCCAAUUGCUCCCCCUGGUUAUGCUUCUUUGGGGUGUGUGGUUUCCAGAACAGAUGAAACCCCAUGCGUGGAUUCUUUGUGCUGCCCAAGGAUGGAUCUUGUUAACCCAGCCAACAUUCUUGAAAUGCCAAUUUCAAAAUCUUCAACCUCAAAGGCACACCAGUGCUGGAGCCUUUGGAAAGUUGAAAAUCAGGCUUGUACUUUUCUUGCAUGCUCUGAUACAAAAAAGCCAUCAACACGGUUGGCUUACACUAUUGGUGAUUAUGUGAAGCCGAAGACACGGGAAAACGUUACUGCUGAGAUUAAACUAAGAUACUUCUCUCUAACUGUUUUAGACAGCCUACAUGGAAUGAUGACACCACUAUUUGAUGUGACUAUUGCUAAUAUCAAGUUGGCGACACAUGGUCGGUUGGAGGCUAUGAAUGCAGUCCUCGUUGCUUCUAUUGCUGCUUCAACCUUUAAUACGCAACUAGAAGCAUGGGAGCCCUUGGUGGAGCCAUUUGAUGGCAUAUUCAAGUUCGAAACAUAUGAUGCGGAUGUGAAUUCACCAUCAAGACUUGGGAAGAGGAUGCGCAUUGCUGCCACCAACAUUGUGAAUGUAAAUGUCAGUGCUGCAAAUCUUGAAACUUUAGUAGGGACCAUUCUAUCAUGGAGACGACAGUUAGAGCUUGAACAAAAAACGACCAAGCUGAUUGAGGAGGCUCGUGCUCAUUCUGGACAUGAAGAUAUGGCCUUUUCUGCCCUGGAUGAAGAGGAUUUACAAACAUUGACAGUAGAGAAUAAGCUUGGUGAUGACCUGUUCCUGAAAAGAAUUGAGCAAGAUUCAAAUGUGGUUGACCAACUUCAUCAUGGUGACUGUGCUUCAGUUUGGAUUCCUCCUCCAAGGUUCUCAGACAGGUUAAAUGUUGCGGAGGAAUCUAGGGAAGCACGCUAUUCUGUUGCUGUGCAGAUUCUUUUUGCCAAGGAUUUACCUUUAAUCAAUGAUGGUAAUAGCCAUAACUUCUUUUGUGUUUUGCGCCUUGUCGUUGAUGGUCAAGCAACAGAUCAGCAAAAACUUUUCCCUCAGAGUGCGAGGACAAGAUGUGUGAAGCCCUUAGUUUCAGACAUGGAGCAUCAAAAUAAAGGCAUUGCAAAGUGGAACGAAAUUUUCAUAUUCGAAGUUCCUCGAAAGGGGGUUGCAAAAUUGGAGGUGGAGGUAACAAACCUUUCAGCAAAAGCUGGUAAAGCAGGUGAAGUUGUUGGUGCACUUUCUUUUCCUGUUGGACAUGGUGCCAGUAUUUUAAAGAAGGUAUCUUCAUCAAGGAUUCUGUCUCAAAUAAAUGAUAUUCAGAAUGUUGAAUCAUAUCCCUUGAGGAGAAAGUCCAACAAUACUGAAGAUACUCAUGACCAUGGAUACCUCUCUAUUUCGACAUCUUAUUUUGAGAGGAACACAACUGCAAAUUUUCAAAGAGAUGCAGAAAGCAAGGAUGCUUCUCCUAAGGAUAUUGGUUUCUGGAUUAGGUUUGGAAAAGAGGGUUCAUGGGAGAGCAUUCGUUCGCUGCUUCCGUUGUCAGUAGUUCCCAAAUCAUUACAAAGUGAAUUUAUUGCAAUGGAAGUUGUCAUGAAAAAUGGAAAGAAGCAUGCUAUUUUCAGGGGCCUUGCAACAGUUGUAAAUGAUUCUGAUAUUAAUUUGGAUAUUUCAGUAAGUCAUGCAUCAAUCAUUCAGGAUUCAGGAUCAAGCAGUCAUAACAUUGUGGUGGAAGAAAUCUUUGAGAAUCAACGCUAUCAACCAAAUUCUGGUCAGGGCAAUGAUCCCCCGCUCUGGAGCACCAAAGACUUCUCAUAUUCUUCAAAGGAUUUCUUUGAACCUCCCCUUCCCAGUGGGUGGGAAUGGAUAUCAACAUGGAGUAUUGAUAAAUCCCAAUUUGUUGAUGAAGACGGCUGGGCUUAUGGUCCUGACUAUCAAAAUUUGAGAUGGCCCCCAACUUCUUCGAAGUCACAUGUUAAAUCUAGUCAUGGUGUGCGCAGGAGGCGUUGGAUCAGAAGAAGGCAACAAAUUGCUGAGCGCGGAAAAAGUUGCAUAAAGAGUGACUUCACUUGCAUAAGUCCUGGAUGUUCUACUGUUUUACCAUGGAGAAGUACAUCUAAAGCAUCUGAUCAAUGUUUACGCAUUCGUCCUUGUGUUGAUCAUCCUCAGCCCCCGUACACUUGGGGUCGUGCCAUUGUUGCUGGUGUCAGUUCUAGUUUCGUUAGUGGAAAGGACCAGCCUUUCUUGGAUCUAGGUUCACUAUAUAGACAAGAUUCUUUUCCACAAGGAAGCAAAAUGCCCAAUUUUGCUCUCCAUUUGAGUCAACUUGAGAAGAAGGAUGUACUUCUUUGUUGUUGCCCUACUGUUGGGAGUAAACAGAUAUGGCUCAGUGUAGGUGCAGAUGCAUCAGCCCUGCCUACAGAGCUUAAUCAACCUGUUUAUGACUGGAAGAUAUCUGUCAAUUCUCCAUUGAAGUUGGAAAAUCGACUUCCUUGUCCUGCUGCAUUCACAAUAUGGGAAAAGGAAAAAGAAGGGAACUAUAUUGAGCGAGAGCAUGGUAUGAUUUUUUCACGCAAUAGUGCUCAAAUAUAUUCAGUGGACAUCAGAAGACCUGUAUAUCUUACAUUUCGUGUACAGGGUGGUUGGGUUUUGGAAAAGGACCCAGUUCUUAUUCUGGAUCUUUCUUCCAGUGCUCACAUUUCAUCUUUCUGGAUGUUCCACCAGCGAAGUAAAAGGAGAUUGCGUGUGAGCAUUGAAAGUGAUAUGGGGGGUACCAAUGCUGCGCCAAAAACAAUAAGGUUUUUUGUUCCAUAUUGGAUCAUCAAUGAUUCAUCUCUGCCUCUAGCUUAUCAAGUGGUAGAAAUUGAAGGUUCAGAUAGUGCAGACACUGAUUCACACUCACUCUCUAGAGCAGUUAAAUCUGCAAGAACAGUUUUGAGGACCCCUUCUUACUCGAUGGAAAGGAGAAACUCUGGUCUGAGGAGAAACAUCCAAGUACUUGAAGCUAUCGAGGACACCAGUCCAAUAGCAAGUAUGCUUUCCCCACAAGAUUCUGCUGGUCGUAGUGGUGUUAUGUUGUUUCCAUCACAGAAAGAUACAUAUGUGUCCCCACGGGUUGGCAUUUCUGUGGCUAUUCGUGAUUCUGAAAUUUACAGUCCUGGUAUUUCUCUUCUUGAGCUUGAAAAGAAGGAACGUGUUGCUGUAAAAGCAUUCGGUUCAGAUGGGUCGUACUAUAAGCUUUCAGCUAUAGUGAAUAUGACCUCAGACAGAACAAAGGUCAUUCAUCUUCAGCCAUACAUGCUGUUUAUCAACAGGAUAGGUUUAAGCCUUUGCCUGCGACAGUGUGAUUCUCAUACAGUGGAAUGGAUCCAUCCCACUGAUCCUCCAAAACCAAUUGGGUGGCAGGGUUCUUCAAAACUUGAGCUUUUGAAGUUGCGUGUAGAUGGAUAUGACUGGAGUACACCGUUCAGUGUUUCUAAUGAAGGCGUGAUGCGUGUUUCUUUGAAAAAUGGCAAUGGAAGUGAUCAGUUAUUUUUUAAGGUUGAAGUUAGGAGUGGAACAAAAAGCUCACGCUACGAAGUUAUUUUCCGCCAUAAUUCCUCAUCCAGUCCUUACAGGAUUGAAAAUCGUUCCAUCUUUUUACCAAUUCGCUGCCGGCAAGUUGAUGGUACCAGUGAUUCAUGGCACUUUCUUCUUCCCAACACUGCUGUUUCUUUCUUAUGGGAAGAUCUUGGUCGACAGCAUUUGAUGGAAAUCCUUGCAGAUGGGACUGACCCAUCAAGGUCAGAAAAGUAUGACAUUGAUGAGAUUGCUGAUCACCUACCAGUUGAUGUGACUGGCCCUGCCAGAGCUUUAAGGGUUACCAUCCUAAAAGAAGAAAAACUAAAUGUUGUUAAGAUCAGUGACUGGAUGCCUGAAAAUGAGUCAGCAAUCACUGGACAAAGGAUUUCGUCCUCAUUAUCAGAUUUCUCUAGAAAUGAGUCCUGGCAACAACAAUUGCAGCCUGCGUCAGAAUGUGAGAUUCAUUUUAUUGUCGAACUUUCUGAGCUUGGGGUGUCCAUUAUUGACCAUACACCUGAGGAAUUAUUAUACCUUUCACUGCAAAAUCUUCAUUUGGCAUAUUCAACUGGCUUGGGAUCUGGUUGUAGCAGGUUCAAAUUAAGAAUGAGAGGAAUUCAAAUGGAUAACCAGUUGCCGUUAACCCCAACUCCAGUUCUCUUCAGACCACAGAAAAUUGGGCAGGAAACUGAUUAUAUUAUGAAAAUUUCUGUGACUCUGCAGACAAAUGGAUCACUGGAUCUCUGUGUCUAUCCAUAUAUAGUUUUUGAUGUGGGCAUGGGGCCGGAUAAUUCUGCAUUUUUGAUAAACAUACAUGAACCAAUUAUAUGGCGCAUACAUGAGAUGAUGCAGAAGGUCAAUUUCAGUAGGUUAUAUGAUGCUAAAGCUACAGCUGUAUCAGUUGAUCCAAUUAUUCAAAUUGGGGUUCUCAACAUAUCAGAAGUUCGACUUAAAGUGUCAAUGACUAUGUCACCUAGUCAAAGGCCUAGGGGAGUACUUGGCUUCUGGGCAUCCCUAAUGACUGCACUAGGGAACACUGAGAAUAUGACUGUCAAGAUAAAUCAAAGAUUUCAUGAGAAUGUGUGCAUGAGGCAGAGUACUAUGAUUAGUAAUGCUGUUUCAAACAUCAAAAAGGAUCUUCUUGGUCAACCACUUCAAUUGCUCUCAGGCCUUGAUAUAUUGGGGAACGCAAGUAGUGCUCUUGGUCAUAUGAGUAAAGGAGUUGCUGCUUUAUCAAUGGAUAAGAAAUUCAUUCAAAGCCGACAGAGACAGGAGAGCAAGGGUGUAGAGGACUUAGGUGGUGUCAUUAGAGAAGGGGGUGGAGCACUAGCAAAAGGCCUCUUUAGAGGAGUUACUGGCAUAUUAACGAAGCCUCUUGAAGGUGCAAAAACUUCAGGUGUUGAGGGCUUUGUUCAGGGUGUUGGAAAGGGAAUAAUUGGCGCAGCUGCACAGCCUGUGAGUGGGGUUCUAGAUCUUUUGUCAAAAACUACUGAAGGUGCAAAUGCAAUGAGAAUGAAGAUAGCAUCAGCUAUAGCUUCAGAUGACCAACUCCUCCGCAGGAGACUGCCUCGUGUAGUUAGUGGUGAUAAUUUGCUUCGACCAUAUGAUGAGUAUAAAGCACAAGGACAGGUAAUAUUGCAAUUGGCGCAGUCAACUUCUUUCUUGGGCCAGGUUGAUCUAUUCAAAGUACGCGGGAAAUUUGCAUUAUCAGAUGCAUAUGAAGAUCAUUUCAUGCUACCAAAGGGAAAAAUUAUUAUAGUUACUCAUCAAAGAGUAAUAUUAUUGCAACAAAGCUCUAACAUAACUCAGAGGAAAUUCAAUCCGAUGAGGGAUCCAUGUUUAGUAUUGUGGGAUGUACCAUGGAAUGAUCUGGCAACAAUGGAAUUGACUCAGGGAAAGAAAGACCAAUUCAAAGCGCCACCUUCACAGCUCAUACUCUACCUAAGGACUAGACCAUCAGAUACAAAAGAACAAGCUCGUGUCGUAAAAUGCAGCCGAGAUACUCAUCAGGCUCGUGAAGUUUACACUUCAAUAGAACGAGCAAUGAAGACAUAUGGACAAAACAUUUCAAAGGAGUUGCUGAAGAAGAAUGUUACUAAACCAUAUUCACCAGUUACUGAUAGCACUGCCGUUGAAAUGAGUCUGAAAGAAGGGGGUCCCACCUGGUCUCCUCAACAGGUGCCUACAUCGAGACCAACUUUUGGCAGCAGCAGCAACAACUAACUUGGGAAUGAGUGCCAACAGACACUAACAUCAUUUUCAGCAUCCAUCUUGGAUCAUUGAAUCAGCGUUGGCUGAGUGCUACAAAUUUUGCAUGCUUGCAUUGUUGGAGCUGUAAAUGGCAUUAAAGGAAAACGGUUAGUGGAGUAGUAUAUAUUUGCAAAGCCCAUUACAAAUAUUAGGUGAUCGUUCUGCUUGAAUAUAAAUUCAAUAGAUAUUUCUUUAUA